Messenger RNA from Pundamilia nyererei, 3185 nucleotides. It is a transcript of the gene dus2, whose product is annotated as dihydrouridine synthase 2. The record is from RefSeq and is a predicted model, not a curated record. Lineage: Eukaryota; Metazoa; Chordata; Actinopteri; Cichliformes; Cichlidae. Bases 267 to 1763 code for a protein of 498 amino acids. The transcript has 18 exons. Gene Ontology annotation, biological process: tRNA dihydrouridine synthesis. Gene Ontology annotation, molecular function: flavin adenine dinucleotide binding; tRNA binding; tRNA dihydrouridine synthase activity. Gene Ontology annotation, cellular component: cytoplasm.
GCAAGAGAAAAUUCCAGAAUAGAGAGCAGAGAGGCAAAUCAACAACAGCAACAAAAAAAUCCCGCUCUACUGAAGGUGUCGCGAAGAUGAACGACGUGAUGACGUAGAUACCUAAACAGGAAGUUUAAACUGCAGCACGCUUUAUUCUUCCCCACAUGAGCACGAGAGCCGCUGUCGUCAGCACCUGAGAACAAAUGCCGGUUGUCGACCUGUAGGAGAAGCUAAUUGAUCCAAAGCAACACUAAAAGGACGACCGAGCCGCCACGAUGGCAGCAGGCCGGCUGAGCUUCAAUAACAUCACCGCCUUGGCUCCCAUGGUGCGAGUGGGGACUCUGCCCAUGAGGCUGCUCGCUCUGGACUACGGAGCUGAUGUGGUUUACUGUGAGGAGCUGAUUGACAUCAAAAUGGCCCAGUGUCAGAGAGUGGUAAACGACGUGCUGGAGACGGUGGAUUUCGUGGCUCCGGAUGACCGAGUGAUGUUCAGGACCUGUGAGAGGGAGAAGGGCAACGUCGUCUUCCAGAUGGGAACCGCUGACCCGGACAGAGCGUUGGCUGUGGCCCGACUCGUGGAGAAGGAUGUGGCUGCUGUCGAUGUGAACAUGGGCUGUCCAAAGGAGUAUUCCACCAAGGGCGGGAUGGGAGCUGCUCUCCUGUCGGAUCCUGAUAAGAUCGAAGCGAUCCUGAGGACGCUCGUGACAGGAGUUUCCAUCCCGGUGACGUGUAAAAUCCGAAUCCUGCCCUCACUGGUGGAAACAGUCAGUCUGGUCCGAAGGAUCGAGAGAACGGGCGUCGCUGCGGUCGCCGUUCACGGCAGGUUUAAGGACGAGCGUCCCAGACAUCCUGUCCACUGUGAUUACAUUCAGGCCGUCGCUCAGGCCGUCUCCAUCCCCGUCAUCGCAAACGGAGGCUCUCUGGAUCACGUGAAGACCAACGCCGACAUAGAGGAGUUCAGAAAGGCGACGGGCGCCUCGUCGGUGAUGCUGGCCCGCGCCGCCAUGUGGAACGCGUCACUGUUCCGCAGCCAGGGAGCGCUUCCUUUGGAGAAGGUCAUGGAGGACUACCUCAAAUACGCGAUUCAAUACGACAACAAUGCCUUCAACACAAAGUACUGUCUGUGUCAGAUGCUCAGAGACAAGGUGGAGUCUCCUCUGGGGAAGCAGGUGCAGGCGGCGCAGACCAACGCUGAGAUCAGCGAGGCGUACGGGCUGCAGGAGUUUUACCGGCAGACUCGGGAACAGCUGCAGGCUCGGAGGGACGCCCUGCAGAGCGGCAGCCAGCCGGAGCGACCCGUCACGGACGGAGACGUCACCACCAUGGCCGUCAAGUUCGAACGGAGAGAGUAUCCUCCUCAAAUCACUCCGAAGAUGUUCCUGCUCGAGUGGAGCCGUAAGGAGAAAGUGGAGCAGCCGCAGUACGAGACGGUGCAGCGCGCUCAGGACCGAGCCUUUCAGUCCACAGUGACCGUCGCGCAGAAGAAGUACAGAUCUUCACUGUGGGAAAAGUCAAAGAAGUUUGCAGAGCAAGCGGCCGCCAUCGUCUGCCUGCGAGUUCUGGGAGUACCAGAGGGACGGAUCGGCGAGGAAGACUCCGGCCUGGUCUGCAAAAGGAAGAGGGAGGGGAAGGUGAACGGCGCCGCAGAGGAAGAGAGGAGUAGGAAACGGCACGUAAACGACGACCUGCAACAAACCUCAGAGGUCGCUGUGGUAACGAACGGUGACAGUCACCAAGAGGCUCCGCCUCCGAGCCAGCGGGAGAGCCUGUGAGGAGUUUAACAGCUGGCAGUGACCUGCAUGAUCAGACAUUUAACCCAGAAAGGAACUCUGAGUUUGUGCUCAGUUGUAUCUUUUUAUUAUUCAUCACUUCAUCUGAUUUAAACUCAAAGUAAAUAUUUUUUAAACCCAGCACGGCUGACAUACGUCUCACAGCUCAGGUCUGAUCGUUUAGUCCCGUUAACCACGCCGCUCAUCCGCCUCUGUCCUGUGGAUGUCUGCACGUGUGCGGGGAGCCACGCCUCCUAAUGCACGCGGUUAAAACCCAUCAGAACUCGCUGGGUUUUAUAUGAAACGUCUCGCGCGUGGCGUAGCCAUCACACGGUGUCAGACCUGCAGAACAGACGCUAUCCAGUGUGAGAGCCUCGGGUGUUUGAUAGGGGAAGAUUAAAUUAAACUCAGACCUCCUCCAGCUCGCUUCUGGGGUGGUGGGGAGGGCAAGAUCUCUCCAGGAAGGGUCUCCUCUUGGGUCCAGAACACCUCACCUGCCAGGAGGAGCGCCACUCUGUCUCUGAGGGAGAGCCCCGCCCCCUUCAGAAGAAGCUCAUUUCUCCCGUUAGUAACCCCGAUCUCUCCCGGCCACAGGUGAGGGUAACAACAACAAUCAGCAGCUUCACCGUUAGUUUCAUCACUGCAGCUGCUCGUCUCCAGCCCGGGUCCUUAUAAUUUACAGACAAACGGCUGUUGGAUAAAGGAAAGCUGGCACAAACAUCGAGCUGCUACAUGUGAGGCUUUAAUGGAAAAACCUCACCAGAGGUGCCACACGAACAUUUCACACACGCGUCCUGCAGCAGGUGAGCGACGGUUUUAGGGCUCGCCUAAAAUCUGAGUCAGAUCCUGGAAUAAAUGCAAUCCUGUGGCUGCUCGUUACUGAUUCCUGUCAGCCUGGUAUGAGCUGAGUGGACAACACUGUGCAGCUGGAGCAUCAGAGCGUCUGCCUGUAGAUGUCUCUGUGCUGGACAGGUGAAAGAAGUGGGCGGUGCUCAACUUCUCAGUUCAAAGUUGAAUCUGUAGAGCGUUGCAGAAAGCCGUUUUAACACCCGGUGCCUUACUCUGUCUUUUGUUCAUGAUUUGUGGAAGAGCCUCAAACGCACCGUGUGCUGAUGGAGAAGACGUCUGUGAUUUGUGCGGCUUCUCGCCGCUCAGUAAACACUGACUGUCACACUUUGUGAACUUGUUUUGAUCUCAUGAUCUUCUUUGUUUUAAGGUAUAAAAUCUGCCAAAUGAUGUCAUGUUUUAUGUUCAUGCCAAAGGAACAACCUGUGCUUUUCUUUGUCUGCAAGUUGAAUUAAAGCAUGUGCAGCCUGGUGGCUCUGUCCUCACAGAGCUCAGCUGUUCAUAAUGACAUUUUGGACACUUUUCAUUAACACUGGCUCAGGCUAUGUUUGCCUCCAUUAAAGAGGUCGUCUCUGUUAA